GUGGAUAUGGGAGGUGCCGUUAGACACGCCUUCCUCGUACACAGCGCGUAAUCGCUGCCUGCACUCUCCAGAGAAGGGGAGGUGGAGAAUCGCUGUGACGACGGAGAUACACACAUAUAUAUUAAUAGAGUAGGAUAGGGAUAAACAAGGGAAACGGGGAACGAAGGAAGCUUCAGCAAGGCGGAUGAACCGAGCCCGGAGCUGCAUUAACCCCGGAACAUGCCGAACCAGAAGAACGCCAAGGGCAGGAAAAACAAGCGCACCAACAGCAGCGGAGACGAGCAGGAGGCUGCGGCCGGAGCUGCCUCCUUGACGGCCGGAACCGGAGGGGCAGGAUCGGCGGCCGGAGGCGCUGCAUCGGGCCAGUCCGAGACAGGCAACGAUCACGAAGCUCCGUGCGCCACGCCACUGGUGUGCAGCUUCGGUCGGCCGGUUGAUCUGGAGAAGGACGAUUACCAGCGUGUGGUCUGCAACAACGAGCACUGCCCCUUCGGUAACUGGAUGCACCUGCAGUGUUUCUACGAGUGGGAGAGCAGCAUCCUGGUGCAGUUCAACUGCAUUGGCCGUGCCCGCAGCUGGAAUGAGAAGCAGUGUCGCCAGAACAUGUGGACCAAGAAGGGCUACGACCUGGCCUUCCGCUUCUGCUCCUGCCGCUGCGGACAGGGCCACCUGAAAAAGGACGUGGACUGGUACCAGGCUCGGCGGAGGCAGGACGAAAAGAAGAAGAAGGUGAGCUCCAUGGGUGCCAAGGCUGGCGAGCCACCUCCCGAGGAGGGUAAGAAAUGCAAACUCAAUCGGGCGCCCCGCUCCCACGAUGCUCAGCGCCGGCACUCGGCAGACCGGCAGAACUCUCAGGAGAAAGGGGUGGGCAGCAACCAGGCUCCCGGGCACAAGGACCACUUCAGGUCGCCGUGCGGCUCACCGCCAGAGCCGUCCCCUCCGCCCUCGGCUCACCCCUACCUCUCCUUCUCCACCGGCAUGCCCCGCGGCUCCCGGCACCUCGGCGAGUUCCUCAAGACGGCGCUGCACGGGGGCGACGCCUGCCGUAAGUUGAUGCCCAGCGGCGGGCGCUACGGCCAGCAAGAGCUGGGACCCUCAGCCCCUCGCCUGGGCGCCCUGGACUCUCCGGUGCAGUUUCUGCGCCGCCUGGACCUGUCUGAGCUGCUCACUCACGUGCCCAAGCACAAGAUGAACACGUACCACGUGCGCAUGGAGGAUGAUGCCCAGGUGGGCCAGGGCGAAGAGCUGAGGAAGUUUAUCCUGGCGGCACUCAGCGCCAGUCAGAGGAACGUGGUGAACUGCGCGCUGUGCCACAAGGUCCUCCCAGUCUUUGAACUCUUCCCGCUGGUGGACGGGACUCUGUUUCUCAGCCCUUCCAGACACGACGAGAUAGAGUAUGAUGUCCCCUGUCACCUCCAAGGUAGGUCACGGUGA
Molecule: messenger RNA, 1434 nt
Organism: Rhincodon typus (whale shark)
Lineage: Eukaryota; Metazoa; Chordata; Chondrichthyes; Orectolobiformes; Rhincodontidae
Gene: heca
Product: hdc homolog, cell cycle regulator
Exons: 2
Coding region: 220-1434 (404 amino acids)
Source: RefSeq, a predicted model, not a curated record